UCGAUGGCGCGAUACAACAGCAUAAUCUGCGAUUUGGGAGAUGUCCUCUUCAAAUGGUCUCCUCCAUCCAGCCACACCAUUUCUCCGAAAAACCUGCAGAAAAUCUUUUCCUCUGCGACAUGGUUUGAGUACGAGAAAGGCGGUGUCUCCCAGCAGGUCUGCUAUGGCCGUCUCGGACAAGAAUUGUCCCUCGAUCCGGCUGACAUCCGCAAAACAAUCGACGACUCCUGUGCCUCCCUGAAAUGGGACAGGAAUCUGGCGAGCUUCUUCCAGGAGCUCAAAGACACGAAUCGGGAAUCGCUGCGUAUCUUUGCUAUGUCCAACAUAUCGCAACCAGACUAUGAAGCGCUCCGGAGCAUUUCGGCGGACAUGGACUGGUCGGUUUUCGACGGCAUCUUCACCUCCUUUGCAGCAGGUAAACGUAAACCUGAUCUGAGUUUUUACCGCUACACGCUGUCUCAAGCGAAUCUCGAUCCCUCUCGAACCAUUUUUAUAGACGACAAGCUCGAGAACGUACUCUCAGCGCGUUCUCAAGGACUACAUGGUCUCGUAUACCAUGGCUUCAGAGAAUUGAAGCAAUCAUUACUCAAUCUGGUGGGAAAUCCGGUACUGAGAGGUCAAGAAUACUUGAAGGAGAAUGCAGGGCGUCUUACCUCCGAAUGCGCUGGACUAGUCAUUCAGGAAAACUUUGCUCAGCUGCUCAUUUUGGAGAUGACUAGUGAUCGUAGAUUACCGUGGUUAUCCGAGCUGAUAACGAUCAAAGGGGAUGGUCAACUUACGACGACAAAAUUUCCUUGUGACCUGGACACGACCUCGCUUGGGCUCACAGUGAUUCGAGCGAAAGAAGAGGUAGCAGCAUCUACGAUGGAUGAGAUGUUGAUGUAUGUGAAUGAGGACGGAAUCGUACAGACGUACUUUGACCGCACCCGGCCGCGGAUUGAUCCCGUUGUCUGUGUAAACGUCCUCAACCUCUUCUACUCUUACGGUCGAGGAAAUGAAAUGAGCCAAACCUUGGAAUGGGUAUACCAGGUCCUUCUCCAUCGUGCAUACGUACAAGGAUCGCGAUACUACGAGACAGCAGAAAGCUUCCUCUUCUUCCUCUAUCGAUUUAUCAGCGGUUGCGAUAACUCAGUCAUCCACAAUCGUUUCUAUCCGCUCCUGAGAGAUAGAGUUAUGGAGCGGAUUGGGACAGAAGGAGACGGACUUGCCUUGGCGAUGCGCCUGAUUGUGUGCGACUUUACAGAUGUGAAGAAUAAGAUCGACCUCCAGACUCUCCGAGGGCUUCAGCGUGAGGAUGGAGGGUGGGAUAUUGGCUUGAUAUACAAAUAUGGCUCUUCGGGUCUCCGUAUUGGGAAUCGGGGUCUGACGACGGUAAUGGCUAUCCACGCUAUCCAGUGUAGUAGCAUGGCUAGUUCCUCACUAUGGAACGGCGACGAAUCAGCCUUUCAAUGAUGACAAUAAGGAUGUAUCAUGGUGUAAUUUGUUGAUUUCGUAC
Molecule: messenger RNA, 1495 nt
Organism: Desarmillaria tabescens
Lineage: Eukaryota; Fungi; Basidiomycota; Agaricomycetes; Agaricales; Physalacriaceae
Product: HAD-like domain-containing protein
Exons: 3
Coding region: 4-1452 (482 amino acids)
Source: RefSeq, a predicted model, not a curated record